AUGAGUUCUUCUCGUGGAGAGAACCCUUUUGUCUCAUACUCUGAUAGUAUUCUCUAUGCGUUCUAUAAUGGGUCGGACGAUCCCUGGGUUGCUCCCGGCGCCAUCCAGCCGGCACAGUCGUUGGCUCCAUCUCGCUCGUCCACGAAUGGUUUCUAUACUGGAUUGCCAGGCUUCCAAAACUUCAGAAGCCCUCCUGUGCCCUCUGAUUGCGAUACCGCUUUAGAUUCUGGCUAUGGGGGCAGCCGUACUAUAUACAGCGCCAUUGAGAGCGUCACAUCGGUCAACGAAAAUGAUGGGUAUACGGAGGGUGCAUUCCGCGAUCCCCAGGCAACAGAUCAUCCCCUUGACAUUGGGAACUUGAAUAUCUCUCCUACAGCGACUUCAAUAUAUAAGACGCCUCUGGUGCCAUCUCGCCCAACUGCCAAUGCUAAACUCCUCCACUGCAACGUCUGCGGGGCCAACGUCAAGACGAAAUCAGAGCUCAAAAAGCAUAACCACAGGCACAACAGGCCGUAUAAAUGCGAUUAUAACAAUUGCCCCAAGGCUAUUCGAGGUUUCAGCACGACCAACGAUCUUAGUAGACAUAAGAGAACGGUCCACCGUGAGCAUGAUAGCACUGUGCCUACCUUCAUCUGUCGCCACGAGCCUUGUACCCUUAAGAAGGAAAAGCUGUGGCCAAGGGCUGAUAACUUCCGCAGCCAUUUGACUCGUGCUCAUAGUAUAACACUUAAAGCAGAUGAUGAUCUAAGAGACUAUCGCUACUACCCAAUACCAACAAGGCCGCAUGAAGUUCGAGAUGGCAAACUUUCAAUUGCCAACAUCCGUUCCGAAUCGCGAUCAGCACUACCCCCUCGUGCGACUCCUUAUAUAAGUCGCCAUAGUGACUGUUUCCAGGGAAAAGAAAUCGGGUGGCCAACUACUGAUAGCCUUCCAGACUUUUCAGCCCGAAUUCAUGGUAUAGAUGCUGACGAUAUCGAGCACCAUCGCGACCAGCCAGAUGAGGCAGAGUUACAUGCCCUCCGAGGCGUGGGAUCAUUGGUUGCUGAUGUUGAUCCGGAGUCUCGACCAACGCAGGUGCAAGAUUCGCCUGAUUUGCGAAGUAGCCAGCUUCCAACGGGCGCAGUGAGCCAGCUACAAAAGGAAUCUCCAAAGCAGAAUCACCUGCUGUUAGCCCGAAGCGGGUGCGACUCGCAUUUGGCGCCAUCAAAUACCCUAGACGGCCUCAAAUUGCCCUCGGCUCUUGGUUCCCAGUCUCUUGUCAGCGUCAGCGAUGUUGUCGCUGGGACGCCAGUACAUGAAGAUUCUUUGGAAGAAUCUAUGGCGGCGCUACCUGACGAUGAGCCAGCGCAAGAAAGUUUUGACCAUGAUGAAGGCAUCCCAGUCGAGGGCGAAGAUGAAGUGCUUGGCCGUCAUGAUUCAUUGGCAAUUGAGACCAUGUCACUCGAUUCAUCCAGUCAGUCAAAAGAUAGUGCUACUCAAAGCGGCAUACCUGAGCUCCAGGAAACAGACAAUGGUCUAGAUAAUGACUUCAAAGCGUCUACGAAAGAAGCUACCCUUUCGCCCGAUACUGCGGAGCGUCUAAAAAGCAUUCUGUCAGAUAAAGAUGGUUUGCAUGAUGUUCUUUCAAUUCUCAAAAAAAUUCCUAAAGAUCUGCUAGAGAAAGCACUAAAACAGGAAGAGCAGCAGCCACAGCAAAACGAGAGUGCUGCUCCUAAUGAUCAAACAGGGAGCUCGAAAAUACCAUUAAGGUGUAAAAAAUGCUUCAAACCAUUCUCCCGGGCGUGUGAACUUAGGAAACACAUGAAACGACAUGAAAAGCCUUAUGGAUGCACCUAUAAAACGUGCCACAAGAUGUUUGGUAGCAAGAAUGACUGGAAGAGGCACGAGAGUAGCCAGCAUUUCCAGAUGGAAUCCUGGAACUGUGAUUAUCCGCGCUGCGACAAGGUUUUGCCUCGUCGAGAGCUAUUCAAGACUCACCUUCAGCAUGAUCAUCAGGAAAAAGAUAGCCAGAUAAUUGAGAAUAAGCUAGAAAGCUGCAGGCUGGGCCGCCAUUGCGACCCACGCUUCUGGUGCGGGUUUUGCGAUCAGUUUAUUGAGAUCAAAGAAAAGGUGGUCAAUUCAUGGACAAAGAGAUGCGAUCACAUUGACAAUCACCUAUUCGGCAAGGAUGGACUGACCAAGAAAACCAUGGCUGACUGGUGCUAUCUCGAAGAUAAAUUGGCAGAGGGAGAUUCUGAGUCUGGCAAGAAGCCCAAGGCUGUGGGACCUUUGUCGAGAUCCGCGAAGAAGCGGAAGGCAACAGACGAUUUGGAUGUGCGUUCUACCAAGAGAUCCAACGUUCUCUGGAUAUGCUGCGCCUGCAAUCAUUCCGAAAACUACCAUGUAAGCAGUCAGUGUAUGAACUGUUGUCACAAGCUUUGUCAUCACUGCAAAAUUGAACAACUUCCGGAUUUUGAACACGAGGCCGAUCUAAUGAGCCAAGAGGAGGAGGAGAGGUAG
Messenger RNA from Trichoderma gamsii, 2499 nucleotides. RefSeq lists its product as hypothetical. The coding region runs from base 1 to 2499 and encodes 832 amino acids. Gene Ontology annotation, biological process: regulation of transcription by RNA polymerase II. Lineage: Eukaryota; Fungi; Ascomycota; Sordariomycetes; Hypocreales; Hypocreaceae. Gene Ontology annotation, molecular function: DNA-binding transcription activator activity, RNA polymerase II-specific; RNA polymerase II cis-regulatory region sequence-specific DNA binding. The transcript is spliced from 6 exons. Gene Ontology annotation, cellular component: nucleus. The record is from RefSeq and is a predicted model, not a curated record.